Molecule: messenger RNA, 1716 nt
Organism: Fonsecaea nubica
Lineage: Eukaryota; Fungi; Ascomycota; Eurotiomycetes; Chaetothyriales; Herpotrichiellaceae
Exons: 2
Coding region: 1-1716 (571 amino acids)
Biological process (GO): transmembrane transport
Molecular function (GO): transmembrane transporter activity
Source: RefSeq, a predicted model, not a curated record
AUGGGUCUUGGUGCUCACAAUGAAACCCAGAAGUCGGUCGAUACCACCGUUGCGCCGCAGUCCUUGACAGUCACCCAAGCCAACCGUCCUGGUCUCCAACGUUGCGAUGCUUCUCAGAAUACCCUCACGAGCGGGCAAGCGCCCAGCGUGUCGCCGGAUGACGAGCCAACGAACACAAAAGACUCGAGAAAGAUCAUAACGUUCAGCUCGAGUGACCCAGAAAAUCCUUACAACUGGCCGCGGAGGAAGAAGCUAUACAUUUUCUUCACAGGCAUGAUCACCGUAAUGAACAGCACCAUUUCCUCGUCGUUGCCGAGCGGAGCCAUCACUUUCAUAGCAAGGCAUUUCAACGUUACACAAGAGAUUCAGCUUCCGUUGCCAAUAUCCUGUUUUCUGGCCGGUUAUGUGGUAGGCCCAACGCUAUGUGGUCCCCUGUCCGAAAAUAAUGGUCGUCAACGAGUCAUCCUGUCAUUCUUCGUCUUGUCCACCAUAUUCAGCAUGGCCUGCGCCGUGGCACCGAACUGGCCUUGUUUGCUCUUCUUCCGCUUUGUGUGUGGGAUUGGAUUUUCUGGGCCAGUGGCAAUCACGGGAGGAUUAUAUGCUGACGUAUAUAACGACCCAAGGGAACGUGGCUUGGCGAUGGCGUGGUUCAUGGUUGCGACGACAUUCGGUCCCGUUGUAGCACCAGCCAUUUCAGGGUUCAUUGCGGAGAAUACUUCGUGGCGAUGGGUCUUUGCCGUGGGCACUCUAUUGGCCGUGGCAACACUACCCCUUGUUAUUUUCAUGCCAGAGACAUACACCCCAGUCCUGCUCAGCCGCAAAGCAGCAAGACUUCGCAAAGAAACAGGUGAUCCCGAGAUCGUUGCCAAGACAGAUCUUCAGAAGAAAACGUUGCGUCACGUCAUUACCGUUGUCAUGACUCGACCGUACCGCAUGCUUUUUCAAGAGGUCAUUGUCAUGUGCGUGGCAGCAUAUUGCUCUCUGGCGUACGCAAUCUUCUACCUGUACUUUGAAGCCUACCCUAUCAUUUUCCAGGGUCCGGACUCAGUAUACAAAUGGUCAUAUGGACUUGCCGGACUUGCGUUUCUUCCGAUUGCAUUUGGGUCUCUUCUCGCGGCACCACUCUAUCUCUGGUGGGACUCAUAUCUGGCCAAGGCUCAGAAGCGACAAGCCCCGUGGGCACAACAUGAGGAGUACAGACGGCUCCCACUGGCUUGCAUUGGAGGGCCACUCUACGUGGUCUCACUGUUCUGGAUUGGGUGGAGUGCCAAACCGGGCGUCUACUGGCUUGCACCUGUUGCCUCAGGGUUUAUCUUUGGGGCGGCAUUCCUCCUCAUUUUCAUGGCUUUGCUCAACUACCUCACUGAUGCCUACGAAACAUUUGCAGCCAGUGCACAGGGCAUCACCAGCACUAGUCGAAGCGUUUUUGGUGCAGUCUUGCCACUAGCUGCAAACUCCAUGUUCUCCCGCCUGGGCAUUGCAUGGGCGUGCAGUUUACUCGCUUUUCUGAGUCUGGGAAUGUGUCUUAUUCCCUUUGCGUUUAUCAAAUAUGGUGAUCGAAUCCGAGACAACAGCAAGUUUUGCAAGGAGUUGAAGGAACUCAAGGCUCGGGAGGCUGCAGAGAGUGAGGCCGAGGAGAGGGAGGAAAAGUUGAGGGUCGAGAACGGAGACGUGGCAAGGGAAGCGGACGACGAAAAGAUGCUUGACCAGGUAUGA